UAACUCGUCCGUAAGUACAAUUUUACCCUUCACCACUUGCUUUUUCCCUCUCAAUUACAUGUUUUACUGUGCUUCUCUCUUGCAAAAUCUCUCGUCAGCCACCGCCUGAAUCUCUCUGCGUAAGAACAAUACAAUUUCUCCUCUCGCUUUUCGGUGUGAUCGGUACCUGUAGAAGAAAGAACAAGGAAAUCGGAGGAGAGAACGCGAAAGCGACAACGUUAUGGGGAAUUCAAUUUAGGGUUCUUCCUUUCUUUGUUUUGAUUUGGAAUAACGAAUCCGUAAAAAGAGAAAAAAAGGAAAUUGGAGAACGAAGGCAAUGGCUCCAAGCCGGAAGCGUGGAGCAAAAGGCGUGGGGACAAAGAGCGAGAUGAGUUUGGGCGAUCUCGUCCUUGCCAAGGUCAAGGGCUACCCUCCUUGGCCUGCUAAGAUUGGCAGACCUGAAGACUGGGAGAGAGCCCCUGACCCCAAGAAAUAUUUCGUUGAAUUCUUUGGCACGGAAGAAAUAGGUUUUGUCGCUCCUGCUGAUAUUCAGGCGUUCACCAAUGAGGUAAAAGAUAGAUUGUGUGCUCGUGGCCAAACUAAGACAGUUAGGCACUUUGCCAAAGCAGUGAAGCAAAUCUGCGAAGAGUUUGAAGCGAUACAGAGCAAAAGUUCAAGUAGCUUAGGAGAUGAUAUUGAUAAACAGGAUCUUGGGUGUGAAGCACCUUCAGUUGAGCAAGUGGCAUCAGAGGUUAAUAUAAAAGAUGAGACUGACAGGGAUCUACCUAAUUGGAAGAUAGAGAUUGAAGGACUUGGUGAUCAAGGCUCUGGGUUAGAGCAUUCAUCGCAUAGACUUAGCAAGACAGACUGUCAAGAUACGAAGUUUUCAGUCUCGAAUGAUGUAAAUCCCUCAUCUUUGUAUAGGUAUUCAAAAAAGGGGAAUAAACUCUCGACUUAUGGUACUGAUUUGUCAAAGGAGUCAGUGUCUGCUACCUAUCCGUUAAGGCAUUCCUUUCUUAAGAAGGAAGGUUCUCGUGAUAACAAAAUGGAGCAGAGGCAUUCUGAUGGGGAUCAGAGUGAAUUGACAAAUGGCCACAAAUUAAAGCUGGCAAUUGGGUCAAAGAGGAAACCUGAUGGUACGAAUAUAAUGCACAGAAAUAGUGUGCGAGCUGUUUCAGCCGCAUCUGCAUGUGAUAACUCUGGUCAUCACAUUAAUAUUUCUUGUGAGCAAUCUGGAGAUGGGACGGAAAGAAAAAUUACUUCUGGUGGCAACACAAAUGAUACAUCUGCUGAUAUUUCAAGGUCAAGUUUAGAUGUUGGUAGAAGGAAAGAAAAAAAAUUACUAAAAGAGAAAGAACAUUUUGGUUCAGCAGAUGAUUGUCCGAAGGACACAGAAGUCAAUUAUGAGCGGAAUAAAGUUGAUGUUUCCCGAGAAAAAAUUACUGGUAGGCCCGGAAAACAAAGUUUAAGUUUUCCAAGUAAUGAAGUUCCAUGUCCUACUAAAAGGUCAAAAUUUUCAGAUAUUGCAGGUGAUGCUACCAAGGGGAAAACCCAAACAAACAGAACAAGUGAUUCUCAAAGUACUAAUGUUCUUGAUGACAUCAUAAGUAUUACAGAGCCUAAACGGUUAACUUCAGGAGGGAACACGGAAAAUUGCAAGCCUUUCAGAUUUCAGUCAAGCAUGAAAGAUUCCAAUUCUUGUGGCAAUGAAGAUGAUCUACCCCCAAUAAAGCACUGUUGCGGGGCAUUGGAGGCCAUGUCUAAUUCUUCUUUACACUCUGAAAAUAGAUUGGGAAAUUCCUCUGCUCUUAAAAAAAGCCUUUCUGAUAAAGUCAGAUCCUCAGCUCUACAGUUUCCAGUAAAGCGGAGAGCUGUUCGCCUUUGUGAUGAUGAUUGUGAUGAAGAGCCCAAAACCCCAAUUCAUGGAGGAUGUGCAACUAAGGUUUCUCUUCUUCCAUGCUUGUUGGAUUCUACAAAAACAAUUGAUGUGCCCUGUGAGAGUUCUCUCCAUGAUCAACAAGAGUGGAAUGGUUCAGGCACAGUUGAGGAUGGUUCUAAGGGACUGGUAUCAUCUGCCAUACCCCACAAAGCUUCAUCACCAACUGCUCAGAAAGGCAUCGAGAAGAGAGCUAGAGAAAUAGAUGAUACACAUGUACGUUCUAGCCCUGCUCAAGUAGACUUUACGAAUAUGUCCUCCAGAGAGACUAAACCAGUUGUCUUUUCACCUAUGAGGUCCCCAUGGUCUAUCGCUAGUAGCAAACCUUCAGGGGAACUGCAAAGCAUACACUCUGGCAAGACACCUGUUCAUAUAACUCAUAAAAAAGCUCCAUCCGGAUCCAAUAUUGGCGUCACUUCAAUUUCUGAUGGCUCAAAGUCAUCUCUUAAUCAAACAACAAAUGAAAGAAGCAAGUCAGCUUAUUUGGGGGGGAGAAUGAAAACAACACCAAAAACAGAUUUAGAAGUCAAUGAUUCUGAUAUUCUAGUGGGAAAUCCAGCUGAAAGUAUCACUUUCCUUGGUGAAAGGGUGGUUAUUGGCAAAAAUGCCAAGAUGAGUUCCUCUAUUGAUCUAAAAAUUCUGGACCCAGAUAUGUCUAUGAAACAUCUUAUUGCUGCUGCUCAGGCAAAGAGGAGACAAACUCAUAAGCAGAAUUCUCAUGGGACUCCUCUUGUGACUUCUGAUGUUGAGACACCAGGAACGAGUCCAAGCCCCAGCCCCACUUCACAGGGAAUGAAAGCCAGCAACAUGUCCCAACUGGGUAUAGAAGGAUUACAUUCUUGCUCUUCUUUAACUUCUCCUACCUCUGAUUUUCGUCAAUUUUCAACAAAUAAUCGACAUAACAACGAAGAAUUUGAGGAGCGGAGAGUUAGUUCAGGUCAUCGGGCUGUUGGGGGUUCCCUAAGUGGGGGUACUGAGGCAGCUAUUGCUCGUGACUCUUUUGAAGGAAUGAUAGAGACACUGUCAAGGACCAAGGAGAGCAUUGGGCGAGCAACUCGUCUUGCAAUUGACUGUGCAAAGUAUGGGAUUGCCAAUGAGGUUGUGGAACUUCUUACUCGGAAGCUGGAAAACGAACCCAGCUUUCAUCACCGAGUGGACCUGUUUUUCCUUGUUGAUUCGAUAACCCAAUGCUCUCAUGGUCAAAAAGGAAUCGCAGGAGCCUCGUAUAUUCCUGCAGUUCAAGCAGCAUUAUCCCGUCUCAUAGGAGCUGCUGCUCCGCCCGGGGCAAGUGCUCAUGAGAAUCGUCGUCAAUGUCUUAAGGUCUUGCGAUUAUGGCUUGAGAGGAAAAUCUUGCCUGAAUCUGUUCUUCGUCGCUGUAUGAAUGAUAUUGGUGCAGUGAAUGAUGAUGCUUCUGCUGGGUUUUCCUUUAGGCACCCUUCCCGAGCUGAGCGGGCUAUAGACGAUCCUAUUAGAGAAAUGGAAGGAAUGCUUGUGGAUGAGUAUGGGAGCAACACGACAUUUAAAUUGCAUGGGCUUUUGUCAUCUCAUGCAUUUGAAGAAGAGGAAGAGGAAGAGGAAGAGGAAGACCAUAUCCAGGCUAAUUUGUGCAAGGAAGUUGCAGAUGCAUCACCAUCAGAAGGUAUGCCUGUCAAUGGAGAUCCUGAAAAUUGUGCAGUUACUCCAAGUGACAAGCGUCACUGCAUUUUAGAAGAUGUGGAUGGUGAGCUUGAAAUGGAAGAUGUGUCUGAAAACCAAAAAGACGAAAGACCACUGUCCAAUGAUGGCGCUUUCGAGACUGCUAAAAUUCAGCCAGAUGCAGAUAUGAUUCCGGUGUCAGCUUCAAACAAUUCUUGUGAGUUGUUGCCUCUACCUGAGGGUUCGCCACCAUUGCCUUUUGAUUCUCCCCCUGCAACUCCACCUUUACCCACUUCACCACUUCCAUUGCCACCUCCGCUGCCACCUUCACCAUCUCCAUCCCCACCGCCACAACCACUUCCUUCUUCGCAAAGAUCUCUAUUUCCUCCACCACACAUUGGUCCUUCCUCAUUACUUCCAGCACCGUCGUCGCAUCCACAGCCUUCGUUGAUGUCCCAAAACAUGGCGCGGCUUUCAUCAUCAAUAUCUUCCUCGCUCACGGCAGCAUAUCCACAACCUCCUUUACCAAAUGAAAUUGCUAGCACACCCAUUGGAGGUCAACUUGCUCAAAUGACUACAAAUACUCCUCAUGGGCCUCAUAUUGAUACUUCUGUCAAAAAUGAGGUAUUUUUGCAGCAAUCACUCUGCUUUGCUCCAGCUGGAGUUGGCAAUGCACGAGAACACUCUGAAUAUAAUUUGUCAAGGACCAUAGAAUAUGGACGCAUUGGCUCUUAUAUGGACAUGAAUUCUCGACAACAGCUGUUUCAUCCUGGUAUUCCAUCAUUUGCUCAAAGUCCUCCGCAUCUGAAUCACCCACCCAAUUUUAUCUCAUAUCCAAAAACUGCAGUCCAGCAACACCCGUAUCCCCAUUACUCAUUGCAAAACUUUUCCGAUGGGCCGAGGCAAUAUGCUGCUGAUGAACAGUGGCGGGUGCAAUCAAAUCAGUUUAAUUCUGAUGAUCUGUGCAGUGUUUGGAUGGCAGGGGGGAGAUCUUGCUCAGCUUCACCCUUUCCAAAUGAAGGAAUUUCUGGAUUCCCUUUGGAAAGGCCUCCUAGAAGUACAGUUGGUUUUCACCCCUCUGCCGCUGCCGCUGCCCCUCCCCCUCCCCGGGCACCAAUUGCCUCUCCUAUCUCAGGUCUUACGGCUCCUCAGAUGAUACCUUGGAGACCAGAAAAGUCCACUGUUAACUGGAGGCCAGUAUAGAAUGAGUUUAAAGCCAACUGUCUUUGGAUAUAGAAGGCGGCUCAAGUAGGAUUUGCAUUAAUAAUGCUCCAACUGAAAUUUUGAAUUAGCACAAAAAGGAAAUUGUUGAUCAGUGGAUACCCUUUGGCAGGACUGUGUAUGUUAGAAUUUUUCCUGACAAAUGCAUCCGACAGACAUAUACUUGUAAGUUUAAGCCCCUUUUGUCCAACUAGACUAAUACUUGUAUUAUGAUACAUGUCUCAAACAUGGUUUUGUUGGAGGUACAGUUUACAAAGUCGUACCGUUUUUCUAUCCACCUUACCCCUUUUUUCUUCUGAGUUAAAUCUGGUAUGUACAGUGACGUGUACAAGUAAAUAGCAUUUUGAUACAUGUAAAUUAUUUAUUCUUACAAUAUUAGUCAAUAUACUUCCUUACGAAGGUAGUUUUUCUUGGCACCAAAAGAGGGAAAAGCCAAUCA
Molecule: messenger RNA, 5210 nt
Organism: Olea europaea var. sylvestris
Lineage: Eukaryota; Viridiplantae; Streptophyta; Magnoliopsida; Lamiales; Oleaceae
Product: ENHANCER OF AG-4 protein 2-like
Exons: 12
Coding region: 317-4753 (1478 amino acids)
Biological process (GO): regulation of transcription by RNA polymerase II
Cellular component (GO): nucleus
Molecular function (GO): transcription coregulator activity; double-stranded DNA binding
Source: RefSeq, a predicted model, not a curated record